CUGCUGCCUCUGCAUGCUGGACGCCAACCACAAAGGACAUGACAUGGUCUCGGCUGCUACAGAACGAGCAGAGAAACAGAGGCAGCUGGAAAAGUCCAAGCAGACGGUUACGGAUCGAGAGACAGAGCUGAAGGAAACCCAAAAUGCAUCAGGUAGACUCAGGAAACUGACUCAAGCCACAGAGGAAGAAGGUGACCGGAUCUUCACCGAACUGCUCAGCUUUAUACGGAGAAGCCACACUGAGAUAAUUAUGCUGGUCCAAAGUCAGAUGACCACGGAGUUGAACCGGAUUCAGGGACAUUCGCAAGAUCUGGAACAAGAGAUCUCAAAGUUGAAGAGAAAGCAGUCCGAGGUGGAGCAGCUUUCACAUACUGAUGAUCACAUCUAUUUCCUCCAGGAGGUCCAAUCCCGCUGGCCGACUUCUAAUGACUUCCAAAGCCUGACAACUAAUCCACAGUUCUCUUUUGGAGAAGUGAUCAAGUCCCUCACCUCAUUAACAGCACAUAUAAAGGACAUUUGGAGACUGGAAACAACCAGGAUAUUCUCAGCAGUGACUGCAGAAAAGAUCCUACUGCCGCAAGAACCCAAGACAAGGGAGGACUUUAUACAGUUUCUGGUUCCCUUGAGUCUGGACCCAAACACGGCCCACAGGAACCUUCGGUUAACAGAACAGAACCAGGCUGUGGCUUGCAGUAUUGAGCCCCAAUCAUAUCCAGAACAUCCGGACCGCUUUGAGUGGUGGGCCCAGGUGCUGAGCAAGGAAGGUCUGACAGGUCGCUGCUACUGGGAGGUGGUCUGGAGCGGACAGUACGGCGUCGACCUCGCAGUGUCCUACAAAGACAUCAACAGAACUGGGCAAGGAGACGACAGUGGGUUUGGGUACAACAGGCACUCCUGGAGUCUGGACUGUUCCAUGUUCAGAUACGCAAUAGUGCACAACAACGAGGAGACGGAGAUCAGUGUACCCCUGUCCCACUGGAUCGGGGUGUAUCUGGACCACCGGGCAGGACAGCUGUCCUUCUACAGUGUCUCAGAUACCAUGAUCCUCCUUCACAAAGUCCAGACCAGGUUCACUCAACCUCUUUAUCCAGGAUUUGGGCUCUUUCAGGGCUCAACUGCAAAAUUAUGUGAAUCGCAAGAAGGCGGAUCACCACAAGAAGUAAACAGAACCAAGAAUAACAAAACAUGUAUAAAACACAGAUGCUUAAGAACAGCCAUGAAGAGAAACAAAUAUCUCAGAUUUGGAAAGCGAGGUGCCAGCAGUCCUAAAUAAAAAUGUCCUGUCCUGAAUUGUCCAGAAUAAAAACAUUGUCCUGAAUAAAAAAAAAAUGGGGAAAUGGCAUCACCAGCACUGCUGCAAAAAUGAACUCAAUACAAAGCUUAUGUUUAGGUGAAAACCACAUAAUAAAUUAAUAAAUCUGA
Molecule: messenger RNA, 1422 nt
Organism: Sinocyclocheilus anshuiensis
Lineage: Eukaryota; Metazoa; Chordata; Actinopteri; Cypriniformes; Cyprinidae
Product: tripartite motif-containing protein 16-like protein
Exons: 6
Coding region: 14-1273 (419 amino acids)
Molecular function (GO): protein binding
Source: RefSeq, a predicted model, not a curated record